This is a messenger RNA of Aspergillus ibericus CBS 121593, 1994 nucleotides long. RefSeq names its product MFS transporter. Gene Ontology annotation, molecular function: transmembrane transporter activity. The record is from RefSeq and is a predicted model, not a curated record. Bases 98 to 1915 code for a protein of 605 amino acids. The transcript has a single exon. Lineage: Eukaryota; Fungi; Ascomycota; Eurotiomycetes; Eurotiales; Aspergillaceae. Gene Ontology annotation, biological process: transmembrane transport.
AAUCCCGACUUUUUCCCAUGCCUAGGCCGUGACCGUAUAUAUUCUAAGCCUUUGCCUAUCUUGUUGUGGUCAAAAUCGUCGUUCAAAAUAACCCAGCAUGGCAGGUGACAAUAUCUCGGCCGCGGACGAGCCGGUCAAGCCCACCCGGAUCUCUUAUUGGCGCCUUCUGUUCGACCAGGGUGUGCUCACCCAAGAAAUCCUCGACUAUCCGUGGGCUGGCUCAGGCACCGAGGAGGACCCUUACCUCGUCACCUGGAUACCCAAUGAUCCCCGAAAUCCCAUGAAUUUUCCUGCCUGGCGGAAAUGGCUGUAUACCAUCACUGUGGCCUGGGCCACGCUUGCCGUUUCCAUGGUCUCGUCCGCCUACACGGGGGGCGUCGAACAAAUCAUGGAAAGCUUCCAUGUAGGCUCCGAGGUCGCUACACUCGGGGUCUCACUCUUCGUGCUGGGCUUUGCCAUUGGACCUUUGUUCUGGGCCCCUAUGAGCGAGCUUUGGGGGCGGCAAUACCUUUUUAUCGGCAGCUACUGUGGUCUCACAGCUUUCAACGCUGGCCUCGUCGGCUCGAAGAACAUCCAAACCCUCAUCAUUCUACGCUUCCUUGCGGGCGCAUUUGGAUCAUCACCCUUGACGAACGCCGGAGGGGUGAUCGCGGAUUUGUUUCCCGCGAAGCAGCGGGGGCUGGCCAUGAGCAUUUUUGCGGCGGCGCCGUUCAUGGGCCCGACACUGGGCCCCGUAUGCGGUGGCUUCUUGGGAAUGAAUGCAGGAUGGAAAUGGGUGAUGGGCUUUUUGGCCGCCUUCUCGGGUUGUCUCUGGAUCAUCGGCAGUCUGGUCAUGCCGGAGACCUACGCACCGGUUCUAUUGCGACAACGUGCGAAGAACCUGACUAAAGUGACGGGCAAGGUACAUCAGAGCAAGAUGGAGGCGGAACGGGGCAAGGUCCCUUAUUCCACUGUCUUCAAGGCUGCCCUCUCACGUCCUUGGAUUCUUCUGUUUCGUGAGCCGAUUGUCCUCUUGCUAUCCAUUUACAUGGCGAUUAUUUAUGGGACCUUAUACAUGAUGUUUGCAGCGUUUCCCAUCGUGUAUGAGGAGCUGCGCGGUUGGAACCAAGGUGUCUCCGGCUUGGCCUUCCUGGGGAUCAUGGUGGGAAUGAAUGCGGCGGUGCUGUACAGCAUCUGGGAUAACAAGAGGUAUGUCAGGACGGAGGAGGCCCAUAAGGGGUUCGCACCCCCCGAAGCUCGUCUGCCCCCUUGCCUGAUCGCCUCCAUUGCUAUUCCUAUCGGCCUUUUUUGGUUUGCCUGGACCAAUUACCCGUCGAUCCACUUUCUAGCAAGCAUCGCUGCCGGUGUGCCAUUUGGAUUUGGCAUGGUGCUGGUCUUUCUUAGCUUGAUGAACUACCUGAUCGAUGCCUAUACCAUCUUCGCGGCCUCUGUUUUGGCAGCGAACUCGGUCUUGCGUUCCGUAUUCGGCGCAGCAUUCCCUCUUUUCACGACAUACAUGUACAACAAUCUUGGUGUCCAUUGGGCCUCCAGCAUCCCCGCAUUUCUCGCCCUGGCGUGCGUGCCCUUCCCAUUUCUGUUCUACAAGUACGGCCCAGCGAUACGUACACGAUGCAAAUAUUCCGCGCAAUCUGAGGCGUUCAUGCAGAAACUGAUGGAGCAGACGAAGGGAGACAACCUUCAGGCAGAGCCCGAAAAGGAAGCCGCUGCGGAUGAAGGAUUGCCAAACCAGCACUCGUCGGGGUCCACUCUGGGAGAGAUGAAGGUGGGCGAUCUCUCGGUUGAGCCGGCAGAGUCUGGCCGGGCACAUUCUAUCGCGUCGCAAGGCUCUCAACGUCCGGCUACUGCGAAAUCCAUUUAUGAGGGGAAUCCUUACGACAUUGACCGAGUGAACACUCGGGGAUCCUUCAAGGAAUGAGACUGACUUUGUAUAUUGCAUAUGAUUACCAUGCUAAAAUGAUCCAGCUAGAUAGAAGGUGUUGUCACCUAAAAUUCCC